CCGGAUAGAGAUUUAUAUUUUUGAAUGAACCACUCAGUUACAUCAACUGGACUUGUAUGGUUAUUCGUAUUGGAGGUUUUCAUAAAACAAGAUCGUGCAAUUUAACAGUAAUGUUAACUGUUCGCGUAGGUUGCAAAGGGAGAGAAGCGGCGUACCAUUUAGGCACAUUAUGUUCUUUUAGAAGUCACGUAGCCUGUUUGAGCAGCAGUAAAAUAACUCUGGGUCGAGAAAAGCAGACGGAGACACCUUUGCGGUCUCCAGUAUGGUCAUGUAAUGAAUGGGAUCCGUUGGAGGAGAUCAUCGUGGGACGAGUGGAAGGUGCCCAUGUACCACCAUUUACAGAGGAAGUCCAGGCUAUAACAGUUAAGAGAAAUUGGGAUUUCUUUAAAUAUCGCGGUGGUCAACCUUACCCUGCAGCCCACUUGGCAAAAGCAGCUGCUGAAAUUGAGACGUUUUGUAACAUACUAGAGCAGGAAGGAGUCACUGUUCGCCGCCCAGCGAUUGUGGACCAUUCCAUAGAAUAUAAAACUCCGGAUUUUCGAUCCACUGGCAUGCAUGCUGCUAUGCCGCGUGAUAUUUUGUUGGUAAUUGGUGAUGAAAUUAUUGAGGCUCCCAUGGCAUGGAGAUCACGGUUCUUCGAGUAUCGAGCCUAUCGUCCACUCAUUAAGGAAUAUUUCCAAAAAGGAGCACGCUGGACUACAGCUCCAAAACCUCAGAUGUCUGAUGAACUUUACGACAAGAAUUAUCCAGAUGAGAACGAUCCCAAUCGUCAUAAAAUUACUGAUCAGGCAAAGUUUGUAACUACGGAAUUUGAACCUUGCUUUGAUGCUGCCGAUUUCAUGAGGGCUGGUCGUGACAUAUUUGCUCAGAGAAGUCAGGUUACCAAUUACUCUGGUAUUGAGUGGCUGAAACGUCAUCUUGGCGACAAGUACAACAUCCAUUGCUUAUCGUUCGAAAAUGGAAACCCUAUGCAUAUUGAUGCAACAUUAUUUAUUAUCGCACCUGGUGUUGUCUUAUCUAAUCCCGAAAGAACAUGUCAUCAAAUUGAUAUGUUUAAGAAAGCUGGAUGGACAGUUGUUUAUCCUCCAUACCCGGUUAUACCAGACUCUCAUCCGUUAUGGAUGUCGUCCAAGUGGUUAUCUAUGAAUGUAUUGAUGCUGGAUACCAAGCGUGUUAUCUGCGAUGUCGACGAAAUUCCCACCGUAAAGAUGUUUGAAAAGUUGGGAAUUAAGCCAAUUACCCUCUCCAUCAGACAUGCUAAUUCUCUUGGAGGUGGUUUCCACUGCUGGACCACUGACAUCCGUCGUCGUGGUAAAAUGGAAUCAUACCUAUGA
This is a messenger RNA of Saccoglossus kowalevskii, 1334 nucleotides long. RefSeq names its product glycine amidinotransferase, mitochondrial-like. Lineage: Eukaryota; Metazoa; Hemichordata; Enteropneusta; Harrimaniidae. Gene Ontology annotation, biological process: creatine biosynthetic process. The record is from RefSeq and is a predicted model, not a curated record. Gene Ontology annotation, cellular component: mitochondrial intermembrane space. Gene Ontology annotation, molecular function: glycine amidinotransferase activity.